Molecule: messenger RNA, 807 nt
Organism: Daphnia pulicaria
Lineage: Eukaryota; Metazoa; Arthropoda; Branchiopoda; Diplostraca; Daphniidae
Exons: 3
Coding region: 62-691 (209 amino acids)
Source: RefSeq, a predicted model, not a curated record
GAUGCGACAGAGGACGGAUCGUCAACCGAGCCACUGUGCCAGCCCCAAAGAAAAUAUAUAAAUGGUUAUGGGAUUCUUCAGAGUCUGCCUGUUCUUCUUCGUCGCCACCAUCACUUUGUGCAUCACAAGACAAGCUUUUGCGUUGGAAUGUGCCGUGUGCCUGCCAUCCGACGAGGAUGCCUCUAUCGCUAAAGAGAUACGUCGACUUUUUCCCGAAGACGAGUCCACUUUGAUUGGUUGUAGCCAGUCCAACGCAACGGACGAGAGCGCCAUUGUAAAAACUUGCCCUCCUGAAAGUUCUAGCUGCCAUAUCCAAAAAACCAAAGAAUGGAUUGCCAAGACCUGUUCCAGAAUUUCAGUUGACGACUGUAAAACAGCCAAUCGGGUGAAGUACUGCUACUGCAAAACUGACCGAUGCAACAUGCAAAAUUUUACCGUUUCCACAACAACAACCGGCGCGAUGACUGUGGAAACAAUCGAAACUACAACGAGUGCUGCACCGAGCAGCACUACUACCCCGGCAGUUGAUAAACUACACCACACGACAUCGCGACUUAGGCCGAUGGAUUCAACGAGGAAAUCAAAUUCAUCCAUAAGAAAAUCGGACCACUGGCUAAUAUUAUCAUGCCUACUUAUGCUUAUCUUUCGAUCGCAAAACAAACUUAAUUUUACCGACAAAUUGUACAAAUGAUGGUUAAACAGUUAAAUUGAAUCAAAUGCUUCUCACAAUCAUAACGCUAUAAUAACUUAAUGUUGUUACCACAACAAAUGCGGAAUACGGAAUACAGACCUAAUUUUUAAAUAUCA